Molecule: messenger RNA, 1760 nt
Organism: Glycine soja
Lineage: Eukaryota; Viridiplantae; Streptophyta; Magnoliopsida; Fabales; Fabaceae
Product: AT-hook motif nuclear-localized protein 22
Exons: 1
Coding region: 598-1521 (307 amino acids)
Biological process (GO): vegetative to reproductive phase transition of meristem
Cellular component (GO): nucleus
Molecular function (GO): minor groove of adenine-thymine-rich DNA binding; DNA-binding transcription factor activity
Source: RefSeq, a predicted model, not a curated record
UCUUUCUUACCAAUAUGAAACCCAUCAUCCAUCAUCGAUCCGAUUCCUUCGACCUAACCCUAACCCAGCAACGCAGUAAUAACCCAAAUGGGGUUUCGCCCAAAAGCAAAAACUAAAAAGCCAAAAAAAGAAAGAAAAAAAAAAAACAGCACCACCAUCUCCAAUAUUAACCCAACACAAAAGCCCCCCAAACUCGUUUCUCUUCCCCUCUUUUUCCCUUUCUUAAGAACUCUUUAUUACCUUAUUCCCUCCAAACCCUGAACUACCUCUCCCUUACUCCCAUAAAGGUAGCUUAGCUUCAGAUGCCAAUCAUCAAAUUAACCAAACCCCUCCACUCAUAGAGAUCAUCAUCACCAAAUGGUGCUUUGUUCAGCUCAAAUUUUGGUGGGGUUUUGCAAAAAACCUUAAUUCCCUUUUCUCUUUUUCCUUUUAUGUUGAAGAUAACUACUAAGUAGCAUGCUCCCAACACCUCAAAGUAACCAAACCAAAAUCAUCACCACCAUCUAGAUCCCAUAUUCCCAUCUAUUACCCUUUCAAUUUGCUUGGACUUUUGUAGGUGUUCAUUGUUCAAGGCCUCCAAAUCUAGGGUUGUGAUAAAUGGAUCCUGUAGCAGCACAAGGACGUCCUCUCCCUCCACCUUUUCUCACUAGAGAUCUUCACUUACACCCUCACCACCAAUUCCAGCCCCACCACAACCACCAAAACACCGAGGAUGAAGCCGGCAAUGGCCGCGGCCAGAAGCGAGAUCGCGACGAGAACGCCGGCGGCGGAGGCGGGGCCACCACGCCCCCCCAGGGCGGCGGGGAAGGCAAGGAAUCCGGGUCAGGAGAUGGAGGAGGGAGUGACAUGGGGAGAAGACCAAGAGGAAGACCCGCAGGGUCCAAAAACAAGCCCAAACCACCCAUUAUCAUCACAAGAGACAGUGCCAACGCUCUCCGAUCCCAUGUCAUGGAAAUCGCCAACGGCUGCGACAUCAUGGAGAGCAUCACCGCCUUUGCAAGGCGGCGACAGCGCGGUGUCUGCGUGCUCAGCGGCAGCGGCACUGUCACCAACGUCACGCUCCGGCAGCCGGCCUCGCCGGGAGCAGUUGUGACCCUUCAUGGAAGAUUUGAGAUUUUGUCCCUGUCCGGUUCUUUUCUGCCGCCGCCGGCCCCACCUGCGGCGUCAGGACUAGCCAUAUAUCUGGCUGGCGGACAGGGACAGGUAGUAGGUGGAAGUGUGGUGGGACCCCUUGUGGCCUCAGGUCCCGUUGUCAUCAUGGCUGCUUCAUUUGGUAAUGCUGCUUAUGAGAGACUGCCCUUAGAGGAAGAGGAAACUCCGGUGGCAGUUGCUGGCAACGGAGGAUUAGGAUCCCCAGGAAUCCCAGGAACCCAGCAACAACCGCAACAGCAACAGCAACAACAACUUGUGGGAGAUCCUAAUAGUUCUUCUCUUUUCCAUGGAAUGCCUCAGAAUCUUCUCAAUUCAGUUCAAUUACCGGCUGAGGGUUAUUGGGGUGGAAGUGCUCGCCCUCCCUUUUAACAAAGUGUUUUACUUUCAUGGUUUUUUCCGUUAUCUUUGUUUUCUUCUUUUUCUUAUUUUAUUUUUGUUUAUGUCUCUUUUUUUUUUUUUAAUUUCGACUUUCUCUUUAUGAUCAUCACUGUUCAUUCUCCUUCUUGCUUAAUUAUAACUUAAUUUACUCUUAAUUUGAAGGCUUUGAUCAGUCUUGAGUUGAAGAAGGGUGUAUAAAUUCAUGAAUUUUCGGUGGGGUUUGAUGAUUA